This is a messenger RNA of Bufo gargarizans (Asiatic toad), 985 nucleotides long. RefSeq names its product transmembrane protein 215 (gene TMEM215). The transcript has a single exon. The coding region runs from base 63 to 740 and encodes 225 amino acids. The record is from RefSeq and is a predicted model, not a curated record. NCBI's taxonomy places the organism in Eukaryota, Metazoa, Chordata, Amphibia, Anura, Bufonidae.
UAAAGGAGCUAAAGCUGCUGAUGUACUGAUGGUCACAAAUUACAAUCUAAUGGUGUAGAGAGAUGAGACCGGAUGAUAUCAACCCUCGUACAGGACUGGUGGUAGCCUUGGUGAGCAUAUUCCUCGUAUUUGGCUUUAUGUUUACAGUUUCAGGGUUCAAAGGGGAGACUUUGGGAUCAAUCCCACUUAUUGCUAUAGGGCCAGCUAUUUUUCUUCCUGGUGUGGCAGCUAUUACCUUGACCAGGAGAACUGAUGGCUGCACUAAGUGGCCCUAUAAAUACUGUACAUGCUGUUGUAAGAAGGGGAAAGAUAAAGAAAUUGUGGAGCUUCUGAAGACCCCAUCAGACAAGGAAUCUGGCAAAGGGAGUUCUAAUGAGCUGGAUAAAAAGGCAGAAACAAACAAGCAAGACCAAUGUGAACCCAGUAAAAUCACCACAAUAGGGGAUUCAAGGACACUCAACACAAAGGUGGACGGAGAUGAGGUGCAGAGGUAUCUGGACAAGUGCUAUUCCACAAACACAUUACCUGGAGGAGUGGAAAACCAUAACACUUGUUCUGUGUUUGAUAAAAAGUACACCCCAGACAGAAUUAUCUACACCGUCACAGAGGAGAAAGUUACUCUAGACCCUAGAGAUAGUGAUGCAGGAGCCCAUCCUAAAGGGGGGGUCAAUCCUUAUAACAGGUAUUGCUGCUAUGUAAAGACAACAGAAGUGAAGUGGGACCAAGAGACAAUUGUCUAAAACUUAAAUGCACAUAAACCUUUAUAUUGUACUAGGAUGUUUUUGCACUGCAUGACAGAUCCAGGCUCUGUUACCAAUAGUCCAGGUACUUACACCCAACAGCUUUCUGCUAAGUGGUUGCUACAGACCAGCAUGUCUAAGAUCAUGGGUCGCCUGUUUCCUUUGUGACCAUUCUGGCCAAUUGUUUAACGUCUGAACACAGUGCCUUGAUAUGGAGCUGGACAGGUGUGAUCAGCUACAAGACA